AUGUACGGAUCAAGAGUUGUCGGUCAGAUUCUCCUGCGAUGGAACUCUUCAAUUAUUUGGAUAUUAUCGUUCGCAGCUAUGAGAGGGAGGCGUCUGGAUGUGAGUUGGGCCAGUUUGUUAGUUACGCGAUUGGAGCGAAAAAACAUCUUUAUCCGCUCUGGUUUUUGCUAA
Molecule: messenger RNA, 171 nt
Organism: Paracoccidioides lutzii Pb01
Exons: 1
Coding region: 1-171 (56 amino acids)
Source: RefSeq, a predicted model, not a curated record